AUGUCGAUUGGUCAAAUUACAACAGCCAAACCCACACCAACCUGGGAUGGCCCCUUAGAUGGUAACAACCCACUAAACUGGUCAAAUAGUUGGAAAUGGAUCAAUGUUCUUCUAGUAUCCGUACAGGGAACAUUGUCUCCGAUCUUUUCUACGGUCCUAGCAUUAGGAUCAGAGGAUGUCGCCUUGGCGUUUGGUCUCCAUGAUCCAUACACACCCGCCCUCCCCAUCGCUCUAUAUGUUCUUGGCUUGGGUAUAGGGCCUCUAUUCCUGGCACCACUUUCCGAGUUACAUGGCAGACGCAUUGUAUAUUUAUCAUGCUUUACAAUCUUCACGGUUCUCAAUGUCGGCUGUGCCCUCGCACCUAACAUUGCUGCCUUGUCUACACUUCGUUUACUCUCGGGAAUGGCCGGAUCUGCUGGCCCGAGCCUGGGAGGAAGUAGCAUCAGUGAUAUGUUCUCUCGAGAACAUCGAGUUCUCGCAUAUCUAGGUGCUGGUACUGGAUCAAUUCUAGGCACCAUAAUUUGUGCCAAAUUUCUCAACCGCUCAUAUCGCUACGCAGCUGCUCGCCACGAGGAGAGAACAGGCACCGCAGCUUCAAUGCCCGAGUUUCGGUUGCCAUUCUUACAAGUUGGCAUGAUGAUUGUCCCAAUUGGAUUGGUAAUCUUUGGUUGGAGCGCGGAGAAAGAGACACAUUGGGUGGUACCGUUACUAGGGGCGUGCAUAUUUGGACUGGGUAUGCUGAUGGGAUAUGUAUGCAUUCAAAAGUAUCUUGUGGAUGCCUUUGAAGAAUACGCCGCAAGUGCACUUGCAGCUGCAAUUGUGACUCGAUGCGUUAUUUCCUGCGUGUUCACAGUUGUUGGGUUCCAACUCUACCGGAGAUUAGGCUAUGCCUGGGGGACUAUGCUUCUAGCCUUCAUUUGCAUUGCGAUGACCCCCAUACCAUUUGUGCUACAACACUAUGGUCCACAACUUCGCUCCAAAAAGUUUGAUUUCUGA
Molecule: messenger RNA, 996 nt
Organism: Sclerotinia sclerotiorum 1980 UF-70
Lineage: Eukaryota; Fungi; Ascomycota; Leotiomycetes; Helotiales; Sclerotiniaceae
Exons: 4
Coding region: 1-996 (331 amino acids)
Biological process (GO): transmembrane transport
Molecular function (GO): transmembrane transporter activity
Source: RefSeq, a predicted model, not a curated record